This is a messenger RNA of Spirodela intermedia, 2591 nucleotides long. NCBI's taxonomy places the organism in Eukaryota, Viridiplantae, Streptophyta, Magnoliopsida, Alismatales, Araceae. The record is from the annotation of a GenBank genome assembly.
AUGUACCCAUUAUACAGGUACAUGGACUUGCACGGAGACAAAACCUCACAAUCACAACAUGCCUACCCAGGCUGGGAACCACUAUUCAACUACUUUGGCUAUCCGCCGGCCGAUUAUAAUGCAAAACCGUCACAUCCUCUUCCUCAACUACCACAGCAUUAUUUCCUCGGACCUCCUUACCCUCCCUAUGCUAACUUUUAUCCUCCCUACUUUGCCCCCCCCACGCCAUGCUAUUACUAUCCUGAUCAGACCAGAGGGCACUAUUAUGGAUGUCCUAAUCAUUCCUGCCAAGACAAAGAAGACAGUGCCUUGAAAACUGACGAAAAAACUAGGCCUGACCCUAAAGAUCUCGACUCCCCUGGCGUGCUUCGGUGGCCAGCCUAUCCCUAUCCACCGGGUUGGCACCCUCUGGGUCACAUGAAAGAUGGUGACCAUAAGACCUCCAACAGGGUCUCGGAUAAUGGCUCCCCAGCUAUGAUGCAGUGGCCAGCUUUUACUUACCCGCCGACUUGGUUUUCUCCGGGUCACACGAAGGAUGACGAUGAUAAGUCCGUGGGCACACUUGACGACGCCAUGACCAGAUGGAUUCCAUUUGACAUGAAUAGCUUAAAGUCUUUGGCAGACAGUACAGGGAAGAUUUCUCAGAGCCAGCAGAAUGGAACCAAUAGGUCUCAAUUCCCUCUUCCCAUCGUCUGGAUGCCGAACCAUGAUCGGCCAAAGGAAGUAGACAAGAAAGCAAGUGAUGCUGGUGAGGAUCGUCCCAGGAUAUUAAAAGAGCUUCCAUCGAAGUUCAAGGUCAUCCCGAUCAACUACCUUGAGCAUGAUAGCCACAAUGAAAAGCCUGGAGUGGAAGCCACGGGCCAAGGUGAGAAAGGGAGCAGACCUAAGAAUAUCCCAGUCAGGCAGAUAGAAGAGAGCAGACCAAAGCCUGUUGAUGACCAAAAGAAGCAGCCAGGCUGUGGUACGGAGAAGUCAAGUGUCUCUGGGAAGCAAGAAGAAGAGAAACACGAGAAAAAGGAUUCUUCUAUCGGGAAGGAGGCAUCUCUGGGUAAGUCCUCCAAGUUACCCCCUGUUUGUCUGAGGGUCGAUCCUUUGCCCAGGAAGAAAUCUGGAAAUAGCCUGCCGAGGUCCCAUAGCCCACCAGAAAACUCGAAGGAAGCCAGUAAAGGCGCCGCUGUGGAUAAAGAAGUUCGGAUCAUUGAACCAGUGGACAAAACAAACACUGAGAGAGAAUCCGAGAAAAAUGGGACCGGAAGCAAGAUUAGGUUGGUGGAGAUUGAGGGCGGAUCGGCAGGUAAAGUGGAACAACCGGGUAAGAUUGAGAACGAAUCAGCUUCUGAAUCUUCGGAGAUUUCCUCAAGAACGUUGGCGGACGUGGCGGCUGCAGUAGAAAAAACAGCCGACGGCGCUAAACCGAUCGAGGAUAAUAAAAGGGUGAGCUCGAAUCCAGUGAAUCUUGAGUCUACAGUCGAAGAGAGCACGGAUUCCAUGAAAGCAUGUGGAGAAAUCGAAUCGGAAGAAAACAAAGGAGGGAGGAGAUGUAAGCUCUCGGACGAUGAUGCCGCGCUCCUGAUACAAUCGGUCUAUCGCGGGUUCCAAGUAAGAAGAUGGGAACCUCUGAAGAAACUGAGACAUAUCGGUAGAAUCCGGGAUCAAAUGUCCACCAUCAGGACCCAAAUCCAAUCUCUCGAAGAAUCCUCUGGUCGGGACGAGAGGCAGAAGCUGUUCAUCGGCGAGACAAUAAUGAAUCUCUUGCUGCAGCUCGACACAAUUCAGGUAAACCAUUCAUCUUCCUCUCCCUGGGUCUUCUCCCUUCAAACUUCGCUAAAGCAACGACCUUCCGCUUCUUUCAGGGUUUGCAUCCGAGAGUCAGAGAGAUCAGAAAAUCCAUCGCGAACAGUCUGGUCUCGUUGCAAGAGGAGCUGGAUAAACUAUCCGUCGAAUCACAGAAGAACCCUAAGAACGAUCUCGAAGAAGCCAAAGACCAAUCUAAUGAAUCCACAGAGCCUGUUGGAUCAAUACGCCUCGGUGAACAUCGGGAUUCUCCGGUUGAAUUAGAAUCCUCCUCGGGAGACCAUGAAAAAUCCUUGGAGUUCGCACUGCCUUCCACUGAUGCUGAACCAACGGUGCUCCGAGAAGAGGCAGAGGUUCUCAGAGAAGAGGAUUCGCCGCCGCCGACGGCUGAUCCGGGCAGCAUUCUGGAUCCUCCCCCCCCGUCGGAAGCUGCAGAAGGUAUCACACAGGAGAAACAGGUGCUCGGAGAGCUUCCACGGCAGGAGAACUUGGAACCAGAGGUCUCUAAAGCGGAAGAUCCCGCCGGCCUCGGCCCCGAAGAGAAUUCAGAAGACGCCGGUGGAGAGAAAGAAGACGAGAACACCGUCACUGGCCGCGUCCAAGGAGAGAGAGACCGAGCUGGAGAGGCUGAGGAGCUGAGGGAGGUGCUGGAGAAGCUGCUCCAGGCGGGGAAGGAGCAGCUGGCGAUGAUGUCCUCGCUCAACGGGAGGGUGAAGGACCUGGAGAGGAAGGUAGCCGGGAGGAGGAAGCUCAGGCAGAGACAGCCCAGACCUAAAAAUUCUCUAAGAAACUUCUGA